UGGCCCCGCGCCACGCGGAGGAGGAGCCGCAAAUCCCCGGAGCACGUUAAAAAGCGAGGCCGAGCGGCAGCGGGGAAGGAGGAAAACAGCUCCAUAGAAGGCAGCGGAGCGGCGGCCGCAGCAGCGCCCGCAACGCCGCGCAGGGGCCGCGGCUGCCGGAGCCAAACUUUCCGGCGGCGGCUCGGCCGGGCCCGGCGGUGGCUGCGGCUUCGUGGGCCGGGUCGCUGAGCCGGCAGCCCCGCCGCAAGAUGCCCGCCGCACUGCCCAGCCUGCUGGCCUGGCUGGCGGUGCUGCUGCUCGGCAGGGCCCGCCCGGCCGACGCCUGCAGCUGCUCGCCCAUCCACCCGCAACAGGCCUUCUGCAACGCGGACGUAGUGAUCCGAGCAAAGGCUGUCUCUGCGAAAGAGGUGGAUUCGGGGAACGAUAUAUAUGGGAACCCGAUCAAACGAAUCCAGUAUGAAAUCAAGCAGAUCAAGAUGUUUAAGGGCCCUGACCAGGACAUCGAGUUCAUCUACACGGCGCCGUCCACCGCCGUGUGCGGCCGGCUGCUGGACACCGGCGGGAAGAAGGAGUAUCUCAUUGCAGGCAAGUCAGAGGGCAACGGCAAGAUGCACAUCACACUCUGCGACUUGGUCUCUACCUGGGACUCACUGAGCCCAACCCAGAAGAAGAGCCUAAACCAGCGGUACCAGAUGGGCUGCGAGUGCAAGAUCUCGCGCUGCCUCUCCAUCCCCUGCUUCGUCUCCUCCUCGGACGAGUGUCUCUGGACGGACUGGGCGAUGGAGAAGAACAACGUGGAUGGGCGGCAGGCAAAGCACUACGCCUGCAUCAAGAGGAGCGACGGCUCGUGCGCCUGGUACCGCGGCAUGGCCCCCCCCAAGCAAGAGUUUCUCGACAUCGAGGACCCCUAAGCCAAACGAGCGCAUUCCAGUAGCCAGUAGAAAAAAAAACCUGCGAGAUGUUAGACUGGUCCACGCUGAUAUCAAUUCCUGGAGACAGCAUGAAAAUCUGCUCGGCCGCAGGGGUCCCCGGACUGCGGCACCCAGCACGCGCGGGCAGGCCGGGGUCCCGCUGUGUCACAGGUGUCCCUGCGCUCGUGGCAGGGCUGGGGGGGGCGGGGGGACGCCCCUGCCCGCGCCGCGUCCCUGCCUGGCCACGCUGUGAAGGAAUCAAACCCACGUGAGGGGUGGGAGCUGCCCUGUCUGCGUAGCAGGUCUACCAGGUCUACCAGUGCCCCUGGCGCAGGGGAGCCGCCCCGGCAGCUCUCACCAGACAGCCCCCCCGCAGUGUCCCCGGUUCCGUCCAGCACUGGAGACCCCGCUGUCCCCUUCCUCACCCACCGCCCGUCCCGUGCAGGCAGGUACAGCCCUCCAGGCAGCGGCCCCAGCGGCUUUACUGUGGGGCACGGCUCCCGCCUCUGUGCCGGGGGCUUCGGGCUUUCGUGGGGCUGGACGGCUCCUGCGCAGGCACCUGGUCCCAAAAAGCUGAAGAGGCCUGUGAGUUGGGCCGGGGCGAUGCCCCCGCGAGCACCCGGCACUGCUGCCCCGCUCUCCCCGUGCUCCCUGCCCCAUGGGGCCUCAGAGGUGACGUGGGGCUCAGCGCUGUCCCCAGCACCCCCGGGGUCCAUUCCCAGCGCCACCUCCUGCAGAGGGGGCUGCAGCCAGACCCUUCCGCAGCCGCUGCCGGGGCUCGGCCUGCGCGGGCAGACGGCAGCGCCGGUGCAGGGCUCACCCUCGCCCGCGCCGCUCGGGCUGGCCCGCGGUGGCGCUCCCUGCGCGGCGGGACGGAGCGCGGCACGGGCGGCAGCCGCGGGAGCCGCGUCCCGCGCGGCGAGCGCUCCCGGCCCCGCUGUCUCUGAGCCAUUCCCCGCCGCAGCGGCGCCGCGGGCCGCCCGGCCGUGACUCCGGCAGCCGCCGCAGCGCGGGGAGCGUGCGGCGAACCUCCCGCGGCCCCGGGGGUGUUUUCAUGCUGUGCGUCCCCGUGAGGUUUGAGAUGUCGUGCUGGACCAGUCUGGGCAAUUCCAACAUAUUAAAGAGGAAAAUUAAAAAGAAAGAAAAAGAAAAAAAAAGCCCCAACCUCUACUCAGUCCCAUGUACGAGUCCCGUUCGCUUUCUGUACGGUUGUAUCAUAUGUGCCAUUUACUCCUGUCUCUGCUGGUAGUCUAUCGAGUUUAAUAUCUCCACUUGUUUUGCCACCG
Molecule: messenger RNA, 2197 nt
Organism: Columba livia (rock pigeon)
Lineage: Eukaryota; Metazoa; Chordata; Aves; Columbiformes; Columbidae
Gene: TIMP2
Product: TIMP metallopeptidase inhibitor 2
Exons: 5
Coding region: 249-911 (220 amino acids)
Biological process (GO): negative regulation of endopeptidase activity; negative regulation of membrane protein ectodomain proteolysis; response to cytokine
Cellular component (GO): extracellular matrix
Molecular function (GO): protease binding; metalloendopeptidase inhibitor activity
Source: RefSeq, a predicted model, not a curated record